Amphimedon queenslandica is the source of this 1808-nucleotide messenger RNA. RefSeq lists its product as uncharacterized. The transcript has 3 exons. The coding region runs from base 22 to 1653 and encodes 543 amino acids. The record is from RefSeq and is a predicted model, not a curated record. Lineage: Eukaryota; Metazoa; Porifera; Demospongiae; Haplosclerida; Niphatidae.
UUUUAAAAAAGAAAGACUAAAAUGAGGUCCAGUUCAAUUAUUGUUGCUGUAUUUCUUGUCUAUCAGAUUUGCUUUAACGCUGGUGAGGAAAGUGGUAAUUGCAUACUCAAGCCCAUUUCAAAUAACAACAAUAGAUCUACUGCUAGGAUCAGCAAUAUUACUGUCUCUGAUGACGAGACCUGUAGAGAAGCGGAUAAUGAGGGCAGUGAUAGUAACUGUACUCUUUUAAGUGAAUCAUGUAGUUUUAGUUCAUGUGAGCUUCUACUAAAUGACUCUAAUAAAGAUGACUAUUGUUAUAGCUUAACUGAUUCAUGUAUCUUACUAUCCAAUGAGAGCAAUUGUACUAUUACAAAUACCACCAGAGUUUCAUCAUCAACUAUGAUUCUAACAUCAACAGAUUCAAUCAGUCCCAGCUUAUCAGAUACAACUUUAACAAUUUCUUCAUCAACAGUUGUUUUCACUUCGGUGGUAAAUCUAAGUUCUGAGUCUACAAUACAACACACAAGUUUGCAGAGUAAAUCAUCAUCAAUACUGAUCGGUCCAUCAAUUCCCAGUUCAUUAGCUACAACUUCAACAAUUUCUUUAUCAGCAGUAGUUUUCACUUCGGUAUAUGAGUCUACAACACAACACACAAGUUCACAAAGUACAUCACCAUCAUCAGUCACAGUGCAGCCAACAUUUCAAUUGACUGAUCUCAUUGAAGAGCCACUUAUAUACUACUGGCCGCCAGGACUAGCAUUGUUAAUGCUGAUGUGCUGUGCCUGCAUUUUCUGUUUGAUACUAUGUAUCCGGAUUAGGAGUUGGAAGUCAAAAAUGAAGGCAUACAAGUUUGUAAUAGCUCACGAUUGUGGAAUACAGGACUUAAAAUACAUUGAUUUGCCAUCUCGCUACGAUAGUAAAAUUGAAUUCACUACAUUCAAAAAUUUGUCAAAACUUGACAACAAAGAAGACAAAGAAGAUGCAGAGGAGACUGAGCUUAAAGCAGGUGCAACUGGUGAGUUUGGAGAAGGCAUACCAGGAGUCAUUAUAAUGGAAUCUGAGCCAGUUACAGAUCUUGAGACUCAAGCAUUGAUAACGGGAGAAGACAAUGAAAAUACGGAUGAAGAAAAGAAAGAAGAAAAGAAAGAUGAUGCAAAAGAUGAGCCUAAAGACACUAGUGAGUCUAAACAACAAGAAACAGGAGGUCUAGAAGUCUCCAUUAUUAUUGAAAGCUCAAUAAUCAACGUGGAAGCAAAAACAACUGCAGAUGCUCAAACUUCUGGCAGUGAUGACACUAAUUGUUCUUCCAAAGAGUCGACAACAGUGGACACAUCUGGUAUUGAAAAUAAUCCAAUUGAAAAUAAUCCAACACCAUUAGGCAUUGUUGAUGUAACAGAUGGAAGCACUAAGCAAGAGGUGAGUCCAAAGCAAACAAUGGGAGAUGAAAAGCAAAGCAAUAGGGAAGGGGAAGGAAAAGAGGGUGCUGAAAGAAAACCAGAGGAAGAUGUAAAGAAAGAAGAAUCUAAAAUGGAGGAUAAGCAAGAAGCAGAAAAGAAGGAUCUCAGCGAAGACACACUCACUAAGUCAAUGGAUGUCUUUAACAUGCAGUUAGGAGCGAUAUUAGAUUUAAUAAAAGAUGAUGAUAAAGACACCAAAGCACAGACAGUUUUGUAGAAAAAAUAAUUAGAGAUAUAAAGCAUUAUAGCUCAAUAGAUUUGUAGUACAUAGGUUGUAGUAAAAAAAACACAACAUAAAAUAGAGACAAUUAGAUAUGCACAUUUCAUUUAUUAUUCUUAGUUUUUAUACGUUAAAUUUGUGACCACUUGCAA